Molecule: messenger RNA, 1040 nt
Organism: Zingiber officinale
Lineage: Eukaryota; Viridiplantae; Streptophyta; Magnoliopsida; Zingiberales; Zingiberaceae
Product: transcription factor bHLH35-like
Exons: 5
Coding region: 97-828 (243 amino acids)
Biological process (GO): regulation of DNA-templated transcription
Cellular component (GO): nucleus
Molecular function (GO): protein dimerization activity; sequence-specific DNA binding; DNA-binding transcription factor activity
Source: RefSeq, a predicted model, not a curated record
UCCCUUCCCCUCCCGUCGUCUAUAAAUAGCGCACCAUCACAUCUCACUCCCUCCAAUUCUCCCUACUCUCUCCUUCCCCAAUCGGCAGUACAAGCAAUGGAUAUGGACGGGGAAUACAGCAACUACUGGGAAACCAAGCGCUUCAUCGACUCCGAGGAACUCGAGGGUUGGGGCUUCGAGGAGGCCAUCUCCGGUGGCUACUACGACUCCAGCUCCCCGGAAGGCGGCGUCACGUCUCCUGCCGCCACUGCGAAGAGCAUUUCCAUGGAGAGGAACCGCCGGAAGAAGCUCAACGAGAAGCUCUACGCCCUCCGCAGCGUCGUCCCCAACAUCACCAAGAUGGACAAGGCUUCGAUCAUAAAGGACGCGAUCGAUUACAUCGUGCAGCUCCAAGACCAAGAGAGGCAGAUGCAAGCUGAGAUAUCUGCGCUUGAAUCGCUGAAUCAAGACAGGGCUUCAACUGAUCAUGACCUCGACUUCUACGAUGAUCUGCAAUUGAUCCAGAGGAAGAAGAAGAAGAAGAGGACGUCUGCGUCGGAACCGAUCCAAGUAAUCGAACUCACAGUGAGCGAAGUGGGGGAGAAGACGAUGGUGAUCAGCAUCACCUGCAACAAAAACAGAGACACCAUGAUCAAGCUCUGCGAGCUCUUUGAGUCCCUCCACCUCAAGAUCAUCACGGCCAACAUCACCUGCGUCUCCGGCAGCCUCUUGCAUACUCUGUUCGUCGAGGGUGAUGAAAUGGGGGCUGAACAGUUGAAGGAAAAGAUUGAGACAGCAAUAACAGGACUUGGGAGCCCGAGGAGUCCUGUGGGUUCCAUGAGUUACUAACAUGGAACAGAAGACAGCUUCUUACAUGAUAAUUAUACAGAAAGAGAAAAAAAAAAUGCAAAAUUGAGGAGUAAGUUGUGAGUUAAUAAUACUGCUAUUUUUCCAGCUUCUAACUCUGAGAAGAGGCUGUUGACUGGUGUCAGCCAGGAGCAGGAAAUCCUUUUUGCUUCAAAUAAAUAAUGUCUAAUAUAAAUUAGUGGGGUUUGGUUUGA